Messenger RNA from Acanthosepion pharaonis, 474 nucleotides. Lineage: Eukaryota; Metazoa; Mollusca; Cephalopoda; Sepiida; Sepiidae. The record is from the annotation of a GenBank genome assembly.
AUGAAAGAAACGCUGAAGAUCGAUCCCGUUACUACCUCGUUUUAUCAUCCUCAGAUUAACAUUUUUAUUGCUUGUAAUAUUUUUUUUUUCUAUCUAUCUAUCUAUCUAUCUAUCUAUCUAUCUAUCUAUCUAUCUCGUUUUAUUGCUGGUAAUAUUUUUUUUAUCUAUCUAUCUAUCUAUCUAUCUAUCUAUCUAUCUCAAGUUUUAUUGCUGGUAAUUUUUUUUUUACUAUCUAUCUAUCUAUCUAUCUAUCUAUCUAUCUAUCUAUCUAUCUAUCUCAAUGAUAAUUAUAGUGAUGACGAAAGGAAAAUGGUGAUGAUGAAAGGAAAAGAAGAUGAUGAUGAUGAAUGGAAAAAAGAAGAUUUUGAUGAUGAUGAUGAUGAUGAUGAUGAUGAUGAUGGUGGUGGCAGCAGUGGUGGUGGUCACCAUCAUCAUUGUCAUCAUCAUCUACUUGUUAUACAGAAGAAUGAUUAG